Molecule: messenger RNA, 5148 nt
Organism: Zasmidium cellare ATCC 36951
Lineage: Eukaryota; Fungi; Ascomycota; Dothideomycetes; Mycosphaerellales; Mycosphaerellaceae
Exons: 2
Coding region: 1-5148 (1715 amino acids)
Biological process (GO): telomere maintenance
Cellular component (GO): nucleus
Source: RefSeq, a predicted model, not a curated record
AUGUUGUCUUCGCCUGCUGAAGGCGCCUCAAAAUUCAGUCAUCUGCCCGCUCGUCCGCCCACGCCGCCGAGAGACACUUCCAAGACAGACCUCUUCUCCCCCGACACCAACAAGACCGUGGAGGAUGCUCUGCGGUUUCUGGACGAGGGACACCAAGAUACAUCAGAGCCGGCCUCAUCAGCGAGAGUGACGUUGUCGACCGACACUCCGCCUCCAAAAUCUUCACAACCGCGAGGCUCCACCGCGAGCAAGAAGGUCGGUUUCGUCCUCGAACCGACAAAUCAACUUCAGAUCACAGGCCCCUCCGAUACUCCCCGAGUUGCCCACGACUCACCAGCACCGCGAAGCUCAGGCCCCUUGAAGUCGAUACUGAAGCGUUCAAUCGAGCAAUUGCCACCGACUCCGGAUGAUGUCGAAUGCAGAUUGAGCUACUUCUCGCCUCAGGAACCAGGAAGUUUCCGCAAGAUGCUGCAGUCAGUCCUGAAGCAACUUGCCGGCACCUCGCGAGAUGGGCGUCGAGACGCAUACCUGUGUCUGAAUGGCGCUCUCAAGCAAUACUCUGAUCUCCCAGAGCGAGAAGCGCUGGUGGACAAGAUGGAUCUGCUACAGCAGUUCAUUACCCGCGAUAUGGCCUGGAAGGAUUCCAAGGGGGAAGGUCUUGAUUUGCAGAUCGUCACUCAGGCGCUGAACCUUACCUCUGCUCUUCUGUGGGAUGCUACCACCGAGCAGGCACUGGAUGUGGACUUCCGAACGUUCAUAAUCGACCGAUCUAUCGUCAUUCUGGAGCAACCAGACGCCCCUAAACCUAUCGUCAAGGCACACGUACACAUUCUUAUGAUGCAGCACUUUCCCUCCAGCAUCGUCACCGGCAGCAAGGUCGAGAGGAUCCUCUCCUCUCUACAGACAAUCGAGGAGCGCUGCAGUGGGAACAGCGUGGUUGCAGCUCGCUUGACGGUUUACCAGAAGCUUGUCACGCAGCAGCCUUCGGUCAUGCUCAGCAGGAUGGAAGACUGGAUUGGGCAUGUAUUGACAGGCUUGCUCAGCAGUAUCAACGACACUCGCAUCCGGGCUAUCGAAGCCUGCCAUUACGCUGCUCUGCGACUGGGUUCAUACCCAGUGGCCAGCAAAACUCUUUUCGAGCUCUUCGACGCCGAGACAGACGAAGGCAGCGUCUAUUGCGAGUACUUCAACAAGAGACUCAUGGAAAUGACUUCCGACAAGGAACUUGCCCAGUUUGUGCCUCAAAUCUGGGUGGCCGUCAUACUUUUCUUCCGAUCGAAACGAAAGCCUCUCGACAGGUAUCCUCGCCUCAGACUGUUUCUCGCCACCAUCCAAAGGUGUCUCAACUCUGGCGACAUGACAGUCAAGCACCACGCACACAUUGCCUGGAACAAGUUAAUCUUUGCAGUUUCACCUGACUCCUCGACCUCACUGUCGAUGCGGUCUAUGCUACGACUGCCGAUCAUGGCUCUUCUGGACCGACGCGGCAAUGACAAGUUCACCUUACAGGCGAACGAACUUGCUCUUCAAAGCUACUGUCACCUGCUUAAUACUGGACUCCGGCCGAAUCUUUCUCACGAGGAACUCGACGCAGCAUGGAAGCUGUAUGUAGAGGAGGGGAUUGAGAAGCUUGUAAAGUCUGGUCGACGUACCCAUGCGCACGCUUGUCGCUUGCUCCAUGGCCUGCUGCAGAGAAAGAAGUCCACUUAUAACGAGAAUGCUGCGGUUGAAUCGACACCAAUCAGGCCAGAGGACCUUCCAUCGCUGGACGCCAAAUGGGUACGCUCUCGAUUAGGUCGCAUCAUCAAAGUGGUGGAGCCCGUCAUUGCUGCCGGGAUGUGUUCACCGCCCGAUGCCAACGAAGCGGCGAACGGUUGUUGGAGGUCCCUGUUCCAGACUGUCGCGGAAGCUGGCAGCCAGGAAGUAAAGACUUCAAACGAGCUCAAAAUCGCUCUGGCCGAACUCAUCAACUUCUUUCGCCGGCUAUGGCAUACCCCUGCUACAUCGAGGACACCAGUCGAGAUCUCGCUGUGGCUCGAUCGAUAUCAGCUGCUUCUCGACAUCUGUGUCGAGGCGCUAGGCGCGGCUCAUUUUGUUGAGGACUUCCUCGCAAAGACAAAUGCCGACGAGGUGGAAGCCACUCCAACCCCCUCCAACAGGACGUCAAAACAUCAAAAGACGGCCUACUCCCCUUUUGUCUUUCUACUCGCCCUGUACUAUCAGCCAGCACAGCGCCAAGACGCGAGCGACGCAUAUGUGCGCUCGGCUGCCUGGUACCUGGAUCUACUUGCCGGCGCCAGAGGAUCAGCUUCGGGGACAAUUGGUCUUCUGCACCGCUCGCUGCAGUUCUGUGCGGAUCAGCACCCUUCUGCAGACAACGGUGAAGAGAUUUGGGCUGCGGUGGCUGACAGCACUGUCCAUGCUCUAGUCAGGCAGACUUCCGCAUUUCUCCAGCACAACUCCCAGACCGUGGGCACCACGCUCCGCUCGGCUCUCAAUGUCAUCAUCUUUGGCCUACGGAACUAUCCAUCGUCCUCAUUAUGCUCCGAAAAGGCGACACAACUCUACCGUGCGGCAUGCAAUUUCGCGAAGCACUAUGGAGGUGAUGGAGGCGUUGCUCUAGGUGUCAUGGAGCCGCUUGCAAAGUCGUUGCUCGAUAUGCAUGAAGACCUAUCAGUGGCUGCUGGCCUGCGGAUUUGUGGAAGCAUCCUCGAGAACGGUGUCUGGCCUAAAAGUCGCCAGGAGCUGGAACAGAGCAGGAAAGCGCUCUGGUCAGUCAGCCUGGAUCCGCCUUCGAAAACCUCCGCGGCUGUCUUUGACCCUUUCGACCUGGUCUACAGCGUGAUCAGCGCCAUUUCCCAGAAUACUUACGAGAACCUGGCUGAAGAGCGACAGCGAGUUUCUGUUGCUGUCGUUGUCGACCACUUCGCGGCUAUCACCAAGUUUCUCUCACGAUGUCCUGCAAAGAUCAUACCCAGCAGUCUCAAGAGAUUGCAAACUGCAUUGAGUCUUUUUGCACAGGACCGCAGUAGGGCCUUGUUUCCGCUCUCCACGCCAGAGACAGACGAUGGCAUGCGAAAGGCAUCCGCCGAGCUUCCUUCGCUUUGGGCCGACGUUCUUCGACUUGUUCAGCACAGCUUUCCAGAGAUGGAUAGUGUGUUGCUUGAAGCUCUGGAACCGCUCGUGACUGCCGGCUUGGCAAGCCCCAGCAAGGACAUUGUGAAUCAUACCAUCACCUUCUGGAACGAAUCGUUUGGCAGUCAAGAUACUCUCGAAUAUCCUGCCAAGCUCUUGCCAGUCCUUCGAGCGAGACGCGCCCAAGCGGACAUGCAGCUGCCUGGAUUGAUAGACGAUGAGACCUACAAUGUUGAAAUUGCUGAGCUUCCUGUUUUUGCAGAAUCACAGGAGGUCUCGCCGUCCACAAAUAUUGAGAAAGCACGCAGCCCGAUGCCGACCUCCAGGCGAUCGAAUUUCUUGUUCAACAGUCCCCUUGGCACUCCUUACUUGUCCGACGCAACAUCGGCCACGAAGAAGCGAACAAAGUCUUCGAGAAAAUCGACACCCAAGGCGCGCUUACGACACGACAACUCGCAGCUGGAGUUCGCCCCCAUCGAUUCUACUUCAGCACGUCCCGCGAUUCAGGAAUCCCAGAUGUUGACCGAGCACCAGAAAGAGGUGAAGGCCAGACAGCAUGGAGACGCGCAGAUGUUCCCGGAAUUGUCCUCAAGCCCUGGACGGUCAGAGAGCAAAGGCCGAACCAUUGCGAAGAAGCUCGACUUCUCCUCUGAUGCUGCAAAGAGAGAUGAUGGCAAUCAAGCGCUAACGACGCCAACAGCUCCAGCAGAUGCCAAUCCGAUGAGUGAUGACCUGCCUUCUUCGCCGACUCCUCGUGCGAGUGGUACGGUGCAAGAGCCAGAUCAAUGCAGCGAUGAUGAUGCCACCGAUAUCAUCGAUCCGCCAUCCUCGCCACCGCGACGACCUGAGGACUUGCAGGAAGAUGACCUGGACCGCGUCGACGAGACCACAGUCGAUAUUGACGAGCCCGAUGCAGUGCAAGAAGCUGCGGGUGAGAGUGGCCAGGACGUCGCGCCGCCGGCUGAACGAGAAGAGGCGGAACGGCGUACUACCAGCGAUUUGGUCUCGGACUACACGUUGCCUAAUGCGCAGCUAGAACGCGAAGCAGCGGCAGCUGCGGCGGGCAAGGGAACUGAGGUGGAUGCGCCAGUAGACGAAGAAGUAGAGGAAACUCGCCAGUCACCGGCUGCCACCCACGAUUCACAAGACUGGGGCUCGCAGACCCCAUCGAGAGUUGAAGAGUCGUUCAUCGAGCAAUUCGAGCAGACUGCCACCCCUAGCAAUGCUGGCAGUACUAGAUCAACUCCGAAAGACGGCCGCUCAGGGGGUAAGAAGCGACAGCGAGCCCUGGACGCUACAGAUUCACCUCGAAAGAAGGCAAAGAAGGCAUCACCAUCGCCAAUCAAGGAAUUCUGGAAACGAUUGACUGGCAGUCAACCUUUCCCUCCAGGGGAUGGCGAAGAUGAUGAUAUCGAAGAGGAGAUCGUUGUCGCCAGCCGGCCUCGGCCUUCGCUGUCUGUCGAGGCCAAGGAUCACACGUCUCAGGAUGUACCAGAACCUGAGACAGAGCAAUCUGAUCCUGCUCCCUCGGCACAAGAAGAGUCACAACUGGCGUCACAGCCGCCCGUCAAACGGGGCCGUGGUCGACCAAGAAAGCAUCCUGUUGACGAGUCGAGUCAGACCUCUACAGUGAAGGCAGGCCUCAAGCGUCGUGCCUCCACCGUCAGCAAUGCCACCAGGGACGAUCAAGAAGAGACUAGUGUGGUGGCAGAGACGCCGGCUCUUCCAGUCACGAGGAAGGCUGCAAGGCUUUCACAAGGAGCUUCAGAUGCUGGUAGCUCGCUCAGGCAGGGCGAAUCACAGGAAGAGAAUGUUGAUCAAGAAGCCGAUAGACCUUUUUCAUCGGCUGGCUCUGCGUCGCCGAAGAACAUUUUGGCCCGACUGUAUGGGGUCCUGUCCGACAUUCCCAAGAUGGUGUUCGGGUCACAGGAAGAUGAGCGAGCCUUUGACGAUGUGCUGUUUGAUAUUCGGAGAGAAGUCCACGAAGCAGGACGCCGUGCGAGGCAGCAGUAA